Messenger RNA from Macrosiphum euphorbiae (potato aphid), 1707 nucleotides. The record is from the annotation of a GenBank genome assembly. Lineage: Eukaryota; Metazoa; Arthropoda; Insecta; Hemiptera; Aphididae.
AUGGAAAAUAAUCACACUAAACAAUUAACAAUGCUUGAAAAUGUGAUUGGUGAAGAUAAUAAUGCCAACUUAAGUGAAAAUAUCGUUAUAGAAAAUAAUAAUGAUAAUUCAGAUGAUUUUAUGAAUAUUGCAAGUUUUUUAGAUUUAAAUAACUGUUCAAUGUCAAUAUCAGGUUUAGAAGGGUAUGAAUAUCCAAUAGAUCAAAUACAGCCAUUAUUUGAUUUGUUGAAAAAAUGGGAUUUGGAGUGUCUAUCUAAAACCUUAAUUGAUGAAAUGGUUGACAUGAAAAUAUUAGCAAUUAUGAAACGGGACCUUGCUAUUAAAAUGUUAAAAACAUAUCCAACUGGUAUCAAAGUUCUUUUUACUCACCACCUUGAAAAUUGGCAGAAGUCUCUUGAUCAGCAAGAUGUUCUUUGUUUUUCACAAACAACUAAUCAUAAUGAAACAACAACUAAUAUAUCAACUUUAAAGCCCCAUCAACCAUUAAAAUUAUCUUCUACAUCUGUAACUUUUAAUUUGGGAGAAAUAUUAAAUGCAUCUUUGACUGGAAAGAUGAUAAUUGAUUAUUUUAAAGUUAACAGCAGAUUAAAUAACAACAUACGUGUGUUGUUAGUUGAUUCAAUUAUCAGUUUUGUAAUAACUAAAAAAAUACCGAUGUCUAUAAAUCUUGCUGACAGCAUUGCGACUUAUAUUGUUGCUAUGUUCCCUUCUGAAGUGAAAGAUACAUAUUUUAUGAAGGAUGGACAUAACAAAAAUCCCAAAGGGAAGCUUUAUGCCAAAUAUUAUAACUCAAUGAGAACACUUAAGACAAGUGGACUAGUACCUAGUAAGGAACGAGUAAAAACUGCAGUCGAAAUACAUACUCAACGUCGACAUGAUAUAGAAUUUGAACCUGAAGACGACAUUCAUUAUAUGAUUGAUCAAAUACAGAAUGAUGCUAAUUGUUCAUUCCCAGAGCUUGAAAAAUUAUGGAAAGGUACAACAAAAUAUCGUAUAAACAGUAUUCAGAAUUCUUCUUCUACUACAGAAAUUAUGAACAAAUGGAAAAACUAUGCCUUACCACUUGGAUACAGAUUAAUUGAUAUUGACUUUAAUACUCUGUAUCCAAAAUGUUCAAAUUCUGUUUCUCAGUUUGAGGUAAAAUUAGAAAAAACUAUGUUGUUGAUGGAUGAGCAUGUAAAAGAUUUGAAUUGUCGUAAGAUUUUUGAAAGUUUGAAGGAGUCUCAUUCAACAAUUUCUGAAAAUGAAAAAUAUACAAUUAUAUUUUAUUUAAUGCAUGCUGUAUUUGUUCCCACAUCAAAAAAAGUAACCAGGGACUCAGAUGGAAAAAAGAAUCAAGUGAAGUACUCCAUUAAAGAUUCUCAAAAUAGUUUUAUUGUGUUCAAAAAUACUGUGUCUGAAAUUGAAGAUCAUAUUAAAAUUCUAAAAAAUGAAAAACGUCCAGUCCAACCUUUUAUUUUUAUUAUUGGUACUCUUACGAAACCAAAAGAAAUUUUAGUUUUUUUUGAUUCCAUAAAAUAUAAAUUAUUCUCUAUUAUAUCAGCAAUUGAUAUUUGCUUUAAGAUUUUUCAUCUUUUUAAUCUCGAAUAUCCACCAGAAGCAUAUAUUGUUUGGCUCUUUAUUCAAAAAUAUUUUUAUUCUUUAAACACUAAAUUUGACAAAAGUCAUCAUAUGCUGGGACAAAUUUUAUUAGAUUUAAGUAUUUAA